AUGUAUCGCAAAUUGAAACAAUUAGCUUUCGUAAUUUUUCCGAGAUCACAUGGCUUGAACACUUCAUGGAACGAAUUUAUAAGCAAAAAACUAUCUACCAACAAUAACGCUGCGAAGCUUGUUAACUUUGAAACUUUUAAUGCCUACUCAGUAUCUACCGCAUAUGUUUGUAUAACCUUUUUUCCCAUUCUUAAUUAUACCUUGAAUGGCAAAACCUACAAAAGAAAAAUUAAAACUUUAAAUAUUGGCCAGCAGCAUGAAAUGAUUAAAACAAUGGAGUUGACUUUCUCGUAA
This is a messenger RNA of Clunio marinus, 294 nucleotides long. NCBI's taxonomy places the organism in Eukaryota, Metazoa, Arthropoda, Insecta, Diptera, Chironomidae. The record is from the annotation of a GenBank genome assembly.